GUGAUCUGUAUUGACUGCUGCAGAGCGGCCAGGAGGAGGGUGGAUCUCCCGAGAGCGGAGCUCCGUAAGUCCUCCUCCACCUCGUCCUGCCGCCCAGGCUCCGCCGCCGGCCGUCAGACUCUGUCCUUCUGUCGCUCCCAGCGCGGAGCCUCCCGGACUACAAGGGCCGAGCACUUUCCGGCCGGAGUGAGCUUAGCCGCGGCUUCGGAAGCCUGCGGGGCCGCGGACCGGCUUGCGGUGCAGGUUCCGCCCUGUUACUUAUUUCUCAACGUUGCUGAAGUCAAGUCAUAGCGUGGUAGUCAAACCUCUGGGACUGGGAUUCUUCUUAAUCAGUUGGUGACAACUCUGUGACACAGGAUGGCUGCAAAUAAGCCCAAGGGUCAGAACUCUUUGGCCUUACACAAAGUCAUCAUGGUGGGCAGCGGCGGCGUGGGCAAGUCCGCUCUGACGCUGCAGUUCAUGUAUGAUGAGUUUGUGGAGGACUAUGAGCCUACCAAGGCGGACAGCUAUCGCAAGAAGGUGGUGCUGGACGGGGAGGAGGUGCAGAUCGACAUCCUGGACACAGCUGGGCAGGAGGACUACGCCGCCAUCCGAGACAACUACUUCCGCAGCGGCGAGGGCUUCCUCUGCGUCUUCUCUAUCACCGAGAUGGAGUCCUUUGCAGCCACGGCCGACUUCAGGGAGCAGAUUUUAAGAGUAAAAGAAGAUGAGAACGUUCCAUUUCUGCUCGUUGGAAACAAAUCAGAUUUAGAAGAUAAAAGGCAGGUUUCUGUAGAAGAGGCAAAAACCAGAGCCGAUCAGUGGAAUGUUAACUACGUGGAAACAUCUGCUAAAACGCGAGCUAAUGUUGACAAGGUAUUUUUUGACUUAAUGAGGGAAAUUCGAGCCAGAAAGAUGGAAGACAGCAAAGAAAAAAAUGGAAAAAAGAAGAGGAAAAGUUUAGCCAAGAGAAUCAGAGAAAGAUGCUGCAUUUUAUAAUCAAAGCCCAAACUCCUUUCUUACCUUGACCAUACUAAUAAAUAUAAUUUAUAAGCUUUGCCAUCGAAGGCUCAAUUGACUGAAAUUACUUUAACAUUUUGGAAAUUGUUAUGUAUCUAAAAGCAUGAAUUGGAGCUGCACUGAAAGUCAAAUUCACUUAAAAAAGAAAUUAAUGUGGCUUCACCAAGAAGCAGAGUUCAACUUAUUUCAUGAUUGCCUACAUUUAUCACGGUCCUGAAUGUAGCGUGGGAGCUUGCGUUUUGCCGGUGGUCUGUCUUGAACUGUUCAAGAGGUGAGGUGGGGGUGGGCAACGGGAGGAAAGGCUACUUCCUCUGGUUGAUUAUAAAGCUUCAGUUUUAUAUCAUUUUAAAAUGUCUUGGUCUUCUACUGCCUUGAAAAAUGACAAUUGUGAACAUGAUGUUAAACUGUACCACUUUUUUUAACCAUUGUUAUGCAAACUAUAGAAGAAAAAGUUACUGGCAUGGUUGUUGCGUAUAGUUAAAUUGAGAGUGAUUCAUCUGUGAACCUGCAUUAAUUACCUGGUGAUUAACUUGGAAAAGUGGUGUAAACUUGUACAUGGAAAUGUUUUAAUAUGCCUUAAUUUAGAAGCCGAAAACUACCCGGUUCCAUCAUUCUGGGUGUGUCCUCACUGCGUGGGCCCACUGCCCGCGUGUCCUGGUGAGGGGAUGUGUGUCUAGAAUGGAGGACAACUUUUGUAUAGAAGAUUCUCAAGAAACAGCUCUGCUAGGAGUCUGUCCCAAUUUAAAAUGUGUGCCAUACUCUGGUUCUUGCAAGUAAGGUUCCAGAGCUCCUUGUUUGCUUUUGAUUAACUGUAAGGGAGUUUCACGUGAAGGGCCAGCAUAUACUUGUAACAUAAUUGUAGACUGUGAGGAUUCAUUACCAGCUGUGGUUCAGUGAACCCUCUUUCUUUAAGAUGCUGGUCCCUGGAAAUCCCCUUCUGCAAGCGGUGAGCGUGUGUUCAGUUUCUGGUCUCCCUGGAGCAGGGCCCGGGAAAGGCGUCAGCAGCGCUAAUGCGUUCUGCCCCAGAACAGCUCGGGAAAGCGAGCCUGCCGCCUGCCCCCUCCUGAAUCUGGACUCAUGAGGCUGCAGUCUGGCUGUACGGGGGUUAUUAGCAGUGUCUGCUGCAGUCUGUGUGUGUUCAUAAGGAAGAACACUGUAGCUCCAUUUUCCUAAGGUCAACAUCAACCAACCAAACCUGAGGAUAGUGCAGAAAACACGUCUGGCACCAAACAGUAGGCCCGUGUGCCCUGGUGCGCUGUUUGGGAACAUAACUUCAAUGGGAAAUGUACCACUGUCAGAUUCUUCUUUUCUCUGGACUGGGACUAAGACAGUUGAUUCAACAAAGUUUUUCUUUCUUUUAGCUCAGUCCUAAUCUCGACAACUCAAAGAUGUGUUCAGGCAUUCCAAGUAACAGAUAUGUACGUAAAGUUAACAAAAACAGGCUUUUUAGGAACUGAAUUCUUUAGAUACUACAUCUGGCUUGUCAUGUUAAAUAUUUGUCCUUAAAGGGUUUGAGAUGUACAUCUUUUACUUCGUAUUUUUCAUAGGCUAUGCCGUGUGCAGAUUUAAAGUUACCAGUGUAACCCCGGCCCCGCGGCCCAGCGAUCACCAUGUGUCCUUGUCGCAGUCUCAUCCAACCAGGGGUCCUAACCACUAACAUUGUGACUUUGCUUUGAGACCUUUCCUCUCCUGGGUACCGAGGUGCUAUGAAGCCAAAUGACAAAGAUGCAUCACAUGUCUUAGGCUGAUGCCACUACCCGAUUGGUUUAUUUGCAAUUUGAGCCAUUUAAAGACCAAUAAACUUUCUUUUUUAAAAA
Messenger RNA from Camelus dromedarius (Arabian camel), 2816 nucleotides. RefSeq names its product RAS like proto-oncogene A (gene RALA). Gene Ontology annotation, biological process: regulation of exocytosis; Ras protein signal transduction. The record is from RefSeq and is a predicted model, not a curated record. The coding region runs from base 358 to 978 and encodes 206 amino acids. Gene Ontology annotation, molecular function: GTPase activity; GDP binding; GTP binding. The transcript has 6 exons. Gene Ontology annotation, cellular component: plasma membrane. Lineage: Eukaryota; Metazoa; Chordata; Mammalia; Artiodactyla; Camelidae.